Messenger RNA from Heteronotia binoei (common prickly gecko), 1780 nucleotides. RefSeq names its product doublesex and mab-3 related transcription factor 2 (gene DMRT2). The record is from RefSeq and is a predicted model, not a curated record. Lineage: Eukaryota; Metazoa; Chordata; Lepidosauria; Squamata; Gekkonidae. Gene Ontology annotation, biological process: regulation of transcription by RNA polymerase II; sex differentiation. The transcript is spliced from 3 exons. Gene Ontology annotation, molecular function: RNA polymerase II cis-regulatory region sequence-specific DNA binding; DNA-binding transcription factor activity, RNA polymerase II-specific. Bases 1 to 1611 code for a protein of 536 amino acids. Gene Ontology annotation, cellular component: nucleus.
AUGGCCGAGGGGCUGCAGGUGGGCCGCGCCGGGGACGCCUGGGAGAUCGACGUGGAGAGCCUGGAGGAGCCCCAGCCCCGCCCGCCAACGUCCCCGCCGCGCCCCGGAGGCCAGGAAGACGAGGACGACGACGACGACGACGAGGAGGCAGCGGAGGACGGCAGCGAGGGCGCUGGGGCAGGCGAGGCCGGGCAGCAGAGGCCUCAGCCUCCGCAGCCGCUUUUGCGCGCCGAGCUUGGCGGCGAGGGCGGGCCGGCCGGGGAGCUGCUGCAGACGCGCAAGCUGAGCCGGACGCCCAAGUGCGCGCGCUGCCGCAACCACGGCGUGGUCUCGUGCCUGAAGGGCCACAAGCGCUUCUGCCGCUGGCGGGACUGCCAGUGCGCCAACUGCCUGCUGGUGGUGGAGAGGCAGCGCGUCAUGGCCGCCCAGGUGGCGCUCCGCAGGCAGCAGGCCACCGAGGAUAAGAAGGGGCUUACAGGGAAACAAGCUAACUUUGAACGCAAGACAGUGUACCAGAGGCAUGUCCGAACACCCAGCUUGCUGGCCAAAAGCAUUUUAGAAGGUUAUCGUCCCAUUGCAGCAGAUCCCUAUCUUGGAGGGAAUUCACCCUUGCCACCUCCUGUGAGUGACAGGAUGAGAAAAAGACGGGCUUUUGCUGACAAAGAACUGGAGAAUAUCAUGCUUGAAAGGGAGUAUAAAGAAAGGGAAAUGAUGGAAGCUACCCAAGCUGCUGCCUUUUUUCUGCCAAACCGUAUGGGGCAUGGGUCUGAAUAUAACUCUUAUAAAACUGCCUUUAGCCCUAAUCAGAUUGAAGCUUCCAAUAAGGAGUUUUGCAACUUCUUACCAACUUGCCUGGAUCUAACAAUGCAGUAUUCAGGUUCAGGGAACAUGGAACUGAUUUCAUCAAAUGUGAGUGUAGCUACUACCUACAGGCAGUACCCUAUACCCUCUAGGCUUCUGGUAUGGCCAAAGUGUGGUUCCCUGAAUGAUGCCCUUCUCUAUCAACAGUGCCUUCUAAAUGCUACCACAGUCCAAGCCCUCAAACCUGGGGCAGUCUGGGAUUCCAAGGCUUCACAAGGUCAGGACUGUCCAAACUCCGAGCAUGACAUAAUGUCACCAAAGACUGAAAACUCAUUCCUGCUUCCUCAUAUGCGAGAAACUCAGUCAUCUCAAAAUGAACUCCAGCAGAUCCCUCAGGAGAAUCGUGAGAGAUCAGCCUUUUCACCUCCUAUGAGGACUUUUUCACACAUCCCUGAAAAAGAUUCUCUGGCUACUCAUGAACAUUCUCUCAGGAAGAUCAACAAAGAAAGUAUCAAGCCGUAUCUGCCACCACCGCUGAAGUAUAGCCCAUUCCAUUCCUUAUUCCAGCAGGCGUUACACAACAAAUCGGGGCCUGAAUUGAAAACAACAUUUGAUGAGGCAUCCAAAAAGCACAGAGAAUAUACCAUCAAAGAAAACCAAAAAUAUAAAUUCACCAUAGACAGAUAUGCUAAAGACUUUUUGGGGACCAAACAAGUUCUAACAAAACUGUCAGCAAAUGAGCCCCUGUCAUUUUCAGUUGAAUCCAUUCUCAAACGACCUUCUUCAAUGGUCACCAAUGUUACACAAUAGCAGAAUCUUUAGAUGACCCAUAUUAGUGUAUUUGCACUUAAGGAUUUAAUCCUAAGCAUAUUUAGCAGGAACUAAAUCCAUUUUGAUUCAGUGGAAAUUACUUUUAAGUAAACAUAUUUACAAUUGGUAUGCAUAUAGUUUUAUGCUGCAGUCCAAAAUUUUCAUGGAA